This is a messenger RNA of Oncorhynchus tshawytscha (Chinook salmon), 4527 nucleotides long. Its product is annotated as TBC1 domain family member 9. The record is from RefSeq and is a predicted model, not a curated record. Lineage: Eukaryota; Metazoa; Chordata; Actinopteri; Salmoniformes; Salmonidae. Gene Ontology annotation, molecular function: calcium ion binding.
UUAAAUGACUUUGUUGUUCGAUGUGGAGGCAGGCAGCAUACAUAUAUGUUGGAUAGUGGGCAUUGUAAAUAGCCUAAUGGAUAUAACGUGCUUGUGUGCACAUUAUUUAGCGUCCAACCAUCGCUCAUUCUGAAAUAUCUGACGACCGAUGAACGAGGACUCGUCGGCGAUAUCCACCUGACAGCGGUUACAACACAGAUAAUAAACAACAAAGACCGAACCGAAGUGUCGCUCUCAGAUCCAUCCCUACAGAAAUCUGUCAUAUUCGGUUGUUUUAAUGCGAAACCUGCUUUAUUGUGCCACCUUGUAAUUUAGUUCCACUGAUUGUAUUGCACACAUUUUUUUUGCAUAUUUGGCGUACACGGCUGGAAUCCAAUCACCUCUCACGCGGCCGUGCAUGGAAGUUUGGAGAGCGUGUUUUUAGCGAAUAAAUAGGGUCUUUAUGCUCUCAUAGUUCUAUACCUACACUGUAACCAAGUUGUCCUUGUCCAAUUGUACGUGUUAUUCGGUGGACCUGCAUCGAGCCUCAGCCCCUGGACUGACCGAACCAGCAUUCCAGUUCAUUUGACAGGCACCGCCUGAAUCAGCUGGAUUUGAUGUGCUUUUAGAAUCCGCUGGACGAAGAUGUGGGUGCACCCUGAAGAGGUGUUGCAGGCGGGUGCGUUGUGGAUAACCGAGCGAGCAAAUCCGUAUUUCAUCCUCCAGAAACGCAAGGGCCACGGGGACGGCAGAGGAGGACUAGCGGGUCUGUUGGUGGGAACACUGGACGUGGUGCUGGACUCCAGUGCUCGAGUGGCCCCCUACAGAAUCCUUUACCAGACACCUGACUCCCUAAUCUACUGGAUCAUUGCUCAUGGGUGCUCCCGUAAGGAGAUCACAGAGCACUGGGAGUGGCUGGAGCAGAACCUCCUGCAGACACUGUCCAUCUUUGAGAACGAGAAUGACAUCACUACCUUUGUCAAGGGCAAAGUUCAGGGUAUUAUCGCCGAGUACAACAAGAACCACGACGUGAAGGAGGACGAUGACACUGACAAAUUCAAGGAGGCCAUCUGUACGUUCCGUAAGCUGUUUGGCAUGCCUGAAGAGGAGAAGCUGGUCAACUACUACUCCUGUAGCUACUGGAAGGGCCGUGUGCCCCGGCAGGGCUGGCUCUACCUCAGCAUCAACCACAUCUGCUUCUACUCUUACCUGCUGGGGAAAGAAGCCAAGCUGGUGAUCCGCUGGGCCGACAUCACCCAGCUGGAGAAAAGUGCCACACUCCUCCUCCCUGAUGCAGUCAAGGUGAGCACGCGGGUGGCUGAGCACGUCUUCUCGGUCUUCCUCAACAUCAACGAGACCUUCAAAGAGUCUCAAUUUAAUGCUGCUAUUUAAAGACAACAGAUUAUGUUCCGAAUUAGAUUCUUGACCGUCUCUAGACUAGACAAUCUCUUGAACCUUGUUGUCUCACCCAGGGACCUGGAUGCCAGGGCUAAGAGCGAGCGUUACCGGGCCUUGUUCCGUCUGCCCAAGGAUGAGAAGCUGGACGGACACACGGGCUGCACCCUUUGGACCCCCUUCAACAAGAUGCACAUCCUGGGCCAGAUGUUUGUCUCCACUAACUACAUCUGCUUCACUUCCAAGGAGGAGACCCUGUGCAGCCUCAUCAUCCCCCUGAGAGAGGUGACGAUAGUGGAGAAGGCGGACAGCUCCAACUUUUUGCCCAGCCCAGUGUCCAUCAGCACCAAGAACAGGAUGACCUUCCUGUUCGCCAACCUCAAGGACCGGGACUUCCUGGUCCAGAGGAUCUCUGACUUCCUGCAGCAGACCACCUCCAAGAUCUACUUCGAGAGGGAGACCACCGGGAGUGUGAACAGCUCUGACGAUGAAGUGUACUCCCAGCAGGGCUCUCUCCUCUCCAGCAGUCCCCAGCGCAGCAGUCUGGGCUCAGAGGGCUCCUCCGAGGGUGAGCGCCAGUUUAACCUCAAUGACAACAGCGUGCCCACCGCCACCCAGGCCCUCAUGACCAUGUACCGCCGCCGCUCGCCGGAGGAGUUCAACCCCAAACUGGCCAAGGAGUUCCUGAAGGAACAGGCGUGGAAGAACCACAUCACUGAGUACGGCCAGGGGGUGUGUAUGUACCGUACAGAGAAGACCAAGGACCUGGUGCUUAAAGGCAUCCCAGAGAACAUGAGGGGAGAGCUGUGGCUGCUCUUCUCCGGGGCGAUCAACGAGAUGGCGACCCACCCUGGCUACUACGAGGACCUGGUAGAGAAGUCUAUGGGGAAGUACAACCUGGCCACGGAGGAGAUCGAGAGAGACCUGCACCGCUCCCUCCCUGAACACCCAGCAUUCCAGAACGAGAUGGGGAUUGCUGCCCUACGAAGGGUCCUUACUGCCUACGCCUUCAGAAACCCCAACAUAGGCUACUGCCAGGUACACACAUGGUAUAUGGUACACACAUGGUAUAUAGUAUACACGCAUGGUAUAUAGUAUACACACACAGACGCACCAGUCCUGUCGCUCAAGAUCCACUGCCAAAUUAGACAUCCGUCCACGUAAGCAGGACAUCUGGUAGACCAGGGUGUUUUUGAGGAGCUGGCCAGGGAGUGUCCCCAACUCUACGACUGCAUGCAGGACCUGGGAGUCAUCUCUACCAUUCUCUCCUGGUUCCUCACCCUGUUCCUCAGUGUCAUGCCCUUCGAGAGUGCCGUGGUGGUGGUCGACUGCUUCUUCUACGAGGGCAUCAAGGUCAUCUUCCAGCUGGCGCUCAGCGUGCUGCACGCCAACAUCCACCAACUGCUAAAUAAGGAUCAUGGAGAGGCCAUGACCGUGCUGGGAAGGUACCUGGACAGCGUGUCCAAUAAGGACAGCACCCUGCCUCCCAUCCCCCACCUGCACUCCCUGCUGACAGACGAUGGGGAUCCCCACCCGGAGGUGGACAUCUUCAAGCUGGUCCGCAGCUCCUACGAGAAGUUUGGCUCCAUCCGGGCAGACGUGAUCGAGCAGAUGCGCUUCAAACAGAGGCUAAGGGUCAUCCAGACCAUCGAGGACACCACCAAACGCAACGUGGUCAGAACCAUUGUCACGGAGACUGCCUUCAGCAUCGACGAACUGGAGGAGCUCUAUGUUCUGUUCAAGGCGGAACACCUGACCAGCUGCUAUUGGGGGGGAACGGGUGGCAGCAACCCCACGGAGCGCCACGACCCCAGCCUGCCCUACCUGGAGCAGUACCGCAUCGACCUGGAGCAGUUCAGGGGGCUGUUCUCCCUGCUCUUCCCCUGGGCCCCUGUCAACGGGGCCCACGCAGACCCCCUGGCCCUGCGCUUCUUCAGGCUCCUGGACCAUAACGGAGACUCUCUGAUUAAUUUCCGGGAGUUUAUUAGUGGACUGAGUGUUUUAUGCCAUGGGGAUCUGACUGAGAAACUGAAGCUCCUGUACAAGAUGCAUGUGAUUCCUGAGGUGACCCAUGAGCAGGAACCAGACUCUGCCUUCGAGGCCACCCAGUACUUCUUUGAGGACAUCACCCCGGAAACUUCCAAUGGCCUUGACCCCAAGUGCAAGAGCGAGAAGGAUGAUGGCUUUGUCAGGGUCACGUUCAAGACUGAGAAAGUGAAGAAACUGCACACCCCUGACUACCGCCACUACCUGAGGCUGUGGAACCAGGGCACCAAGAACAAACUGGACAACAUGAAGGAUCUGCCCAAACUCAACCAGAGCCAGUUCAUAGAGCUGUGCAAGACACUGUACAACAUGUUCAGCGAGGACGCCCAGGAGCAGGAGCUGUACCACGCCACGGCCACCGUCACCAGCCUGCUGCUGGAAAUGGGCGAGGUGGGCAAGCUCUUCUGCCAUUCCAAGGACCAGGAGGAGCAGGACCAGGAUGAUCCAGAGGAGGCCAAAAGCAGUUGGGCCAGCCCGAGAUGGAGGGACCAAGCCUGGGGGUGUCUUCCAGCAGAGGGGCCAGGGAGAGGGGAAGGAGGAGAGCCAGGGCCAGGCCCUGUGGCCCUGCGAAAGAGGGAUGGCAGGGGCGAGCAGCUGUCUGCCAUGGAGGACAUUAAGCUGGAGGACUCGUCCCCGAAGGACACAGGGACAUCGUCCUCCAUGCUCAUCUCAGAUGACGAGACCAAAGACGACACGUCCAUGUCGUCCUACUCGGUGCUCAGCGGCGGCUCCCAUGAGCUCGACGACAAGCUUCACUGCGAGGACAUUAAUGACGACACGGUCCUGGUGCGCAGCGAGAACAGGCCCCAUGGGGGGAGGGAACGGGCCUCACGGUGAAGGUGGGCCCCAUGGUAGAAAUGGGGGGGGCUGCCUCACAGCACCAGCAUAGAUAAAGACUGGGCCAUCACCUUUGAGCAGUUCCUGGCAUCGGUGCUCACUGAGCAGGCCCUGGUGCUUUACUUCGAGAAGCCAGUGGAGGUGGCCGCACGUAUCACCAAUGCCAAGAAUGUGAGGAAAGUGGGGUGCUCCCUACUGUCCGCUAGCGACUAUGAGAUCUCCCUGUCUGGGUAACUAAUGCCUCAAUGAAAAAAGAGAAUUUACAGAGAC